AUGUCCACCGACCACCUGCAGGACGAGAUCCACCGCGAGUCGCUCGCCGACCCGGAGCGCUUCUGGCGCCACCAGGCGGAGCAGCUGCACUGGCACAAGUUCCCCUCGCAGAUGCUCAAGACGUUCACCAAGACGCUGCCGAGCGGCGUCGAGCACAAGUCGUGGGAGUGGUUCCCCGACGGCGAGCUCAGCUACUGCUACAACGCGGUCGACCGGCACGUCGCUGCUGGCCGCGGCAAUCAGCCCGCCAUCUACUACGACUCGCCCGUCACCCGCAACAAGCGCACCAUCACCUACUCGGAGCUGCUGGACGAGGUCGAGACCCUCGCUGGCGUGCUGCGCGAGGAGGGCGUCGAGAAGGGCGACGUCGUGCUCAUCUACAUGCCCCAGGUCCCCGCCGCCGCGAUCGGCAUCCUCGCGUCGAACCGCCUCGGCGCGGCCCACUGUGUCGUGUUCGGCGGCUUCUCGGCCCCGGCUCUCGCCCAGCGCAUUGACGCCGUCAGGCCAAAGGUCAUCCUCACGGCCACCUGCGGCAUCGACGGCACGAAGCCACCCAUCCCGUACCGGCCGUUCGUGCACGAGGCGAUCCGCCUCGCGACCCACAAGCCGCGCCGCACCAUCAUCUGGCAGCGCUCGCAGGUCGACUGGCCCGCCGACGAGUCCAAGGGCGAGCGUAACUGGCAGGCGUUGGUCAAGUUUGUGCGCGACCGCGGCGUGCGCACCGAGUGCGUGCCGGUCGCCUCAACGGCCCCAUGCUACAUCUCGCACACGUCCGGCACGACCGGCAACCCCAAGGGCGUGAUCCGCGACACUGGCGGCCACGCCGUUGGCCUGCACCUCUCCGUCGCGAUGGUGUUCAACAUCCGCGGCCCCGGCUCGGUCAUCUUUGCUGCGUCUGAUAUCGGAUGGGUGCUCGGCCACGCCUUCAUCCUCUCGGCCCCAUUGCUCACCGGCGCCGCGACCAUCAUCUACGAGGGUAAGCCCGUCGGCACGCCCAACGCCGGCGCCUUCUGGCGUAUUGUUGAGGAGUACAAGGUCAACACGCUCUACUGCGCUCCUACCGCCCUCCGCGCCAUGAAGCGCGAGGACCCAGACUACAAGUACCUCAAGGAGAUUGGCGAGCGCGGCGGACUCAAGUCGCUCCGUGCCCUCUUCCUCGCUGGAGAACGCUCCGAGCCAUCCAUCAUCACCUCUUAUCAGGAACUGCUCGACGCCUACGCCGCGCCCGACGCUCACGUUAUCGACAACUGGUGGUCGACCGAGACGGGCUCGCCCAUCACGUCGCGCGCCCUCAUCCCCCAGGCCGGCAAGGACCGCCAGACCAAGGAGGUCAGCUACCCGCCCCCGGAGCUGCGCCCCGGAUCCGCCGGCAAGCCGAUGCCAGGGUUCGACCUGCGCAUUGUCGACGACGACGGCAACGAGGUGCCCCGCGGCACCAUGGGCAACAUUGUGCUCGCGCUGCCGCUGGCCCCGACGUCGUUCAACACGCUCUGGGAGGACGAGCAGCGCUUCUACAAGGGCUACCUCGAGCGCUUCAACGGCAAGUACCUCGACACUGGAGACGCCGGCUACCAGGACAAGGACGGCUACGUGUCGAUCAUGGCGCGCAACGACGACGUGCUGAACGUGUCUGCGCACCGUCUGUCGGGCGCCGCGAUUGAGCAGUCGAUCGCCUCGCACCCGCUCGUGGCCGAGGCAUGCGUUGUCGGCGUGCCCGACGCGCUCAAGGGCCAGCUGCCCUUCGCGUUCGUCACGCUGUCGGUCGCCGACCACCCGACGUCGGCCGUGCCGGACCCCAAGCUGCUCGGCGAGAUCCAGCAGCUCGUCCGCUCGCAGGUCGGCGCGAUCGCGACCCUCGGCGGCGUGAUCCAGGGUGUGGGCAUGAUCCCCAAGACGCGCUCGGGCAAGACGCUCCGCCGUGUCCUCCGCUCGCUGCUUGAGAACGCCGCCGACGGCGACUUUGACGCAAAGGUCGACGUGCCCUCCACCGUUGAGGACAUUGGCGCCGUCGAGGCCGCCCGCCAGAAGAUUAGAGAGUACAUGGCUAUCAAGGGCGCGAGCCACAAGGCCAUCGAGGCGCGCCACAAGCUCUAG
This is a messenger RNA of Vanrija pseudolonga, 2094 nucleotides long. RefSeq lists its product with no specific name. The coding region runs from base 1 to 2094 and encodes 697 amino acids. The record is from RefSeq and is a predicted model, not a curated record. The transcript has 2 exons. Lineage: Eukaryota; Fungi; Basidiomycota; Tremellomycetes; Trichosporonales; Trichosporonaceae. Gene Ontology annotation, molecular function: propionate-CoA ligase activity.